Molecule: messenger RNA, 6633 nt
Organism: Mastomys coucha (southern multimammate mouse)
Lineage: Eukaryota; Metazoa; Chordata; Mammalia; Rodentia; Muridae
Gene: Skil
Product: SKI like proto-oncogene
Exons: 7
Coding region: 880-2907 (675 amino acids)
Biological process (GO): negative regulation of BMP signaling pathway
Cellular component (GO): nucleus
Molecular function (GO): DNA-binding transcription factor activity, RNA polymerase II-specific; RNA polymerase II cis-regulatory region sequence-specific DNA binding; SMAD binding
Source: RefSeq, a predicted model, not a curated record
GAGGUGGCGGGGGGCAUGGCGGUGCACUUGACCCGAGCCUCCGGGACCCGGGAGACCUGGACACCGGUCAUCGCCGCCAUCCCCCGGCCGUCUGCGCUCGGCGGGGAUGCCCCGGGCUGGCCCCCAGCUCUAAGCGUCUAGCGACGCGGGCUUCCGGGCUUGGCGCCCAACCUGCCCGCGCCCCUCUGGGUUGCCACGGCUCAGGAUCAAUUAAAAGAAGAAUGAACUGUAAUCCUUGAAGAUAAAACUGGGCAGCUUUUUUUAUUUAGUAUAUGUAUAUUUUUAACUAUAAAAGUUGAGGUGGAGUCAGGCUCCUACUGGUGUGGAGAUUUAGACGAGUCUUCACGUUUCCGGCACAGAGCAGCAGACCACCAUUUUUAGUGAAGAAACCUGCCUCUUUUUUGGUGUUCUUGGCAAAAAUUAAACCCAUUGCAUCAUUGUAACUCAUGUUUGGGUGUAGUUUCAGGAUACAGUCAUGGUAUAAACUUUCCACGUGCUUUGCUUAAAAAACAAAACCAACCAAACUCUACCAUUACACCAAACUUUGGACUUCUUAAAUUGAGGAAUUAGCUUUAUUUUAAUACAAAUAGCUGAAGUACUCAAGAAAACAAGAAUUUUCUCAGAAGUGUGCUUAUAAUUAUAUUCUUUGUUAUUAGAAGCAAACUGAGAAGUUUUGUAGCAUUUUCAAUUAUAUCCUAAGGUACAGCUAAACCAAAACAGAGUUGUACAAUCUACUGAGUAAGAAAAUUCAUCUUUGGAAACUAAGCAUUUCUAAGUGAGUCAUAAGUAUUUGUAUACAUUACCCUUUUCUCUUCAAAUUAGGAACGGAGAACAACAUGCCAAUUGCAGACUUAAUCAUUUAAAAGCACCAGUGUGGCCAUGGAAAACCUCCAGUCUAAUUUCUCCCUAGUUCAGGGUUCAGAUAAAAAGCUGAACGGAAUGGAGGAUGAUGGCAGUCCUCCUGUGAAAAAAAUGAUGACAGACAUUCAUGCCAAUGGGAAAACACUGACCAAGGUGAAGAAGGAGCAUUUGGAUGACUAUGGAGAUGCAUCCGUGGAGCCCGAUGGCAGGCACGAUAAGCGAAACUGCACUUCUCUACCUGAAUCUUUAAACCCCAGUCUGAAACACACGCUGGCACAAUUCCAUUUAAGCAGUCAGAGUUCCUUGGGUGGACCAGCAGCAUUUUCUGCUCGAUAUUCCCAGGAAAGCAUGUCACCCACUCUAUUCCUCCCUCUUCCGUCUCCUCAGGUUCUUCCCGGUCCUCUUCUCAUUCCUUCUGAUAGCUCCACAGAGCUCACUCAGACUGUUUUGGAAGGGGAGUCUAUUUCUUGUUUUCAAGUUGGAGGAGAAAAGAGACUGUGUUUGCCCCAAGUCUUAAAUUCUGUCCUUCGAGAAUUUUCACUCCAGCAGAUAAACACAGUAUGUGAUGAGCUAUACAUCUAUUGUUCAAGGUGUACUUCAGACCAGCUUCAUAUCUUAAAGGUCUUAGGAAUACUUCCAUUCACUGCCCCAUCCUGUGGGCUCAUCACGUUGACUGAUGCACAAAGACUCUGUAAUGCUUUACUGCGGCCACGAACUUUUCCUCAAAAUGGUAGCAUACUUCCUGCUAAAAGUUCUUUGGCCCAGUUAAAGGAAACUGGCAGUGCCUUUGAAGUGGAACAUGAAUGCUUGGGCAAAUGUCAGGGUCUCUUUGCACCUCAGUUUUAUGUUCAGCCCGAUGCUCCCUGUAUCCAGUGUCUGGAGUGCUGUGGAAUGUUUGCUCCCCAGACGUUCGUCAUGCAUUCGCACAGAUCCCCUGACAAGAGAACUUGCCAUUGGGGCUUUGAGUCAGCCAAGUGGCACUGUUACCUUCAUGUGAACCAAAAAUACCUAGGGACACCCGAAGAAAAGAAACUGAAGAUAAUGUUAGAAGAAAUGAAGGAGAAGUUUAGCAUGAGAAAUGGGAAGAGAAUCCAGUCGAAGACAGAUACACCAUCAGGAAUGGACUUGCCAUCAUGGUAUCCUGUUAUAAAACAGGAAGGUGACCAUGUUCCUCAGACGCAUUCAUUUUUACACCCCAGCUACUACUUGUACAUGUGUGACAAAGUGGUUGCACCGAAUGUGUCACUCACAUCUGCUGCGCCCCAGUCUAAAGAGGUCACCAAGGCAGAGACAAGUAAGUCCAUCUCCAAACAGUCAGACAAGCCUCAUGAUAGUAGUAAGCGUCAAAAAACAGUGUCUUACCCAGACGUCUCACUUGAGGAGCAGGAGAAAAUGGAUUUAAAAACCAGUAGAGAAUUAUACAGUUGUUUAGAUCCAUCGAUCUCAAAUAAUUCUACAAGUAAAAAGAAAUCUGAGUCUACUGUUUGUAACUUAGUAAGAGACAUGAGCAAGCGUGAUUCUGACGCUUCCUCUCCGCUUCUGGUCAGAGAUGUUACUUGUGAAGAUGACAAGGGGAAGAUCAUGGAAGAUGUGAUGAGAACCUAUGUGAGACAGCAGGAGAAGCUGAACUCGAUUCUGCAGAAGAAGCAGCAGCUGCAGACGGAAGUGGAGAUGCUGAGCAGUUCAAAGGCGAUGAAGGAGCUCACUGAAGAGCAGCAGAAUUUACAGAAAGAGCUUGAGUCUUUGCAGAGUGAGCAUGCUCAGAGGAUGGAGGAAUUCUAUAUUGAACAGAGAGACUUAGAGAAAAAGCUGGAGCAGGUGAUGAAGCAGAAAUGCACUUGUGACUCAAACUUGGAGAAAGACAAAGAGGCGGAGUACGCAGCCCAGCUGGCAGAACUGAGGCAAAGACUAGACCAUGCUGAGGCAGACAGGCAAGAACUCCAAGAUGAACUCAGACAGGAGCGGGAGGCGAGACAGAAGCUAGAGAUGAUGAUAAAGGAACUGAAGUUGCAGAUUGUGAAAUCGUCAAAGACCUCCAAGGAAUAAGAGCCGAAGAAGAGAUACACCUGUAUUUGAUUGACAGGGCUUCAUGUUUGUCGCUUGUUUUGAAAAUUGAAUUCUAACAUCUUAUUUGCAUGAAGGUAGCUAGGCAUUCUGUUCAUUUGUAGGGCAGCAAAAGUAAGGAUUAUAUAUUAAUACAAAAUUUUCCAUUUCCAAAUGAAUGCAAAUGUAUGCUUCUUUGUACUUUUCCAGUCGGCUUGGUAAUAACAACCUAUGUCAUUUGAACCUGUAGUCAGUCUACCUGUAUUUCUAACAGUUACAUACUUUCCAGAACUGCUUUAUGUGGUGGAAGAUACCUGUGUCAAUUUUGUUAUGUGUUAUUUCAGGCUCAGCUUUAGAUGUAGAGGUAAUGUUUACGAUACGAAGCUGCUUUGUAUCCUUCUCAUUACAGAGCCUGGUGAAGCCUGUUGUUACUUUGUUCAGGUUGUAGAAUGAGCUGCUUCUGGCUUCCUCCUAGAGGAAUUUUACGGAUGAAAUGAUAGUACCACCUCCCCAACAUACUGUGGGGCGAGAGGGUGCACACAAGGAGCAGUUGUUAUUUGUCUUUCUAGAUUGUGUGUGUGAGACUUCAGAAAAUUAAAAUGAUUUCUGAACUCUUCCUGUUAAUAGUGGUGUGAAAGUACUCAUUCAUGUUCACGAGGAAAAUGGAUUCCACUGACGUACGUUGGUUCCUAUGUAACUCAUGAUCCUCUUGUACAGUUUUUAUAUGUAGUCUUACAAAGGUCUUAAGACAUUUAUAUAAUGGAUUUUUUCUUUUAAAUUAUAAAAUACUAAAUAUCUUGAAGAUUAUUUUGGACUUUUGUAUGUUUAAAUGUUAUCUUAAAACUUGCACGAAUGGACCAUUAUGACUCUUUAAUCUUAAAACCAGGAAUUUACAGUCAGCUAAGAAUAUGUGAUAGGUUAAUAAUCCACAAUUGAGGUAUCUGCUACUAGCAGGAAUUUUAGAUGACAAAUGAAUUCCAUGAUUUGGGGAAGGGCAGCCUCUGCACUUUUCUUUGUUUUUGUUUUUUGCACAUAAAGUCUGACAUUUUUACCACCGAAUUUCACAUUAGCAGAUGCUUGGCUUGAAAUUUACUAGGGAAAAAUCUCGGCGGGCUUUCUUUUUUUUUUUCUUUGGUUUUGUUCUGUUUGGCCUCGAGCUUGCAGGGAUCUUGCAUCUGCCUCCCAGGUGCUGGGUCGACAGGCCUGAGCCCCACCACUGCUGGCCCUGUGCAGGUUCUUUAGGGAUGUUUCUGAAAGCAGUGCUAGCGUUACCCUCUGUUUUGUGUGUCCCGUGCUGUGUCAUGGUACUCCGUGCACUUGAGGUCUGUGCUUAGGAAUAACUUAGAGUUUGGGCUGUCACUGUCCUCCACGCUUUGAGACAUCAGAGCCCUGGGUUAUCACACCUGCUUAUGGCCAUAUUUUGUUUCAUAAUACUUGUUUAAAAGCAACUUUUCUACUUUCCAAAAGGGAGUUUGUUUUCUAAAUAUAUUGUGACCUAACUGUGGAUUUAUUUUACUGUUUUCUGUAAUUUAGUGUAUCGACUUUUUUAACCUCCUUGGGAGAAACAUGUUAAGUGGUACAGGGACCAUAUAUGUCAUUUUACUUAGAUCUGGAGAAAGGAAACCACGGGCAUUUGUCAAACAGUCUUCGCUUAGUUGUCAGUUCAUUGUGUCCCAGCUGGGCUGUGGGAGGCAGACACACGGACUUGCACCAUUUAUUUUUUUUUCUGACAGACUCGGAAGUGUUCUGCUCCUGUGCUGCUUAGUAAGUGUGAUUUUUCUAGUCUUGAUGAAACUUUCCAGAAGAUGAAAUGAUGUGCCAUCGUUUUCUGUCUAAACUUCCUUAAAAGUAAUUUUUAAUCAACUGUACAUAUCAUAUCUACUACUGUUGAAAGUAACUUUAAUUUACAUUGCACCAUAUAGCUUGAAAGCGAACUUUGAAAUUCUGUAAUACUCCACAAGUGACCUCUGCUAAAAUAUUCAUAUGAAGCUCACUUUGUGCAUGCUCAUUUUGUGUGCUGGUUGCUCUCUUAAGGUUUGCUUUGGUGUUAGGUCUCGCGUGUUACGCCAAGUUCACUAGGCAAGCAGAUUUUCCUUCAGAGUCUGUACUCUGUUUAGGGAGAAAUGAGAUCAUUUAUUCUGCAAAGCUAUGUUUAGGAGUGAAAGAAGCACGGCAUUAGCUUUUAUACUGAGCAGAGAGUGAGGUUGCUACAGAUGCUUUCUCUCUGUGGUCCAGACUCUGAGGAGUGUACAAAGAAAGGUACUUACGUGCGGAAGCCCCCGCUGCCAUCAGGGAGGCUUUGAAACCAGUCACCUUCUAAUCACAGCUGAGACUGAGUCCUCAACGAUUCUGCCAACAAUGUAGGCUUGGCUCGGGCUUUAACAUUUUUGAAGUAUAGUCUUUCGCUUGAAUCUCUUGUGUUUUUGAAGAUAAGGAUGUUUUAUGCUUCUUGAGCUAAUUUUAUAACAUAUUUAAUAUAUAACCUGUUUAUAUGUAAACUCUUUUGUACAGGGGUGGGAAGGAGUAAUGAAAAAAACUGGUUUGUACAUAGUGAAUUAAAAAGCAGACCAAGUCGGUGAAACAGUGGGCAGCCGUGGUGUUCGCAGGCUCCUCACAUCCUUCCAGAGUCCGUCAGAGCACCCAGUGUCUGUGCGUCUCUGGCUCCUGUCUGCAGAAGAACAAAUGAAAAGGAAGCACAAGUAAUAAGAAACGUGCCGGGGUAUUUCCCCAGCAAGAGCUGCACAUCUAGUCCUGAAGGGUUUUCCUCUUGUGGAAGGUCUGCUCCAGCUCCACGUGUUGUGCUUUGAGCGACUAGGGAAGGAUGUUCACUUUUAUUUGUCCGUUAUGCAUUUAAUCUUUAGGGCAGGACGUUAAACUGACAACAAAAUUGUGUUCAUGCUCUAUACAUCUGCUCCUGAACUUGGAUCUACUUGUUAAUGAUUUCAUGGAAGCAAUCAGCAAUAUGUGAUAUGAACUGCUGCAUUAGAUAUUUACUUGUGGAACUGAGAUAUUUAAACAGAGCUUAAAAAACUUUUUUUCUAGUGUAAAAUACUUAAGCAUUUCCACUAUUGGAAGAAAAACAUAUAUGGGUAUUUUGUAUUGUAUCUUGUUUAAAAGGACAGUCUUUUUUUAAUCUUCCCACUUAAAUGGCUUUUAAAAUAUGUAAUACAAUUUGAAGCUUGUUUAGAAAUAGAAUUAAAUGUCUUAUAUAGUGCUACAGUUUUGGAAUUAGAAAGUGAUCAAAUAUAAAACAUUUUAAAAUUAAGCCCAGAAAACAAAAUAGUGUUUAAAGUUAGUUUAGUAUAAAAGAAAUUUAUAAGAUUUUUUUUUCUUCAAUAUAAGAUACCUCACUUGAAAAUAAAGCACAGCACAUUUAAAGUAAUUGUCAUGAAGACACCCCAUUAGAAUAAUUGCUAAAUCUAGGGCAUCUUUUGAGUUGUUAGAGUUUGUGAUAAAUGUAGUCACCAUUAGCUUUUCUGCUGGAAGGACUUUCCUUAGUAGUUUUAAGGCAGGGUAAUAGUUCAAUUAUCCCUCAGUUUCUAACUUGUGAAAGGCAGUAAGUGAAUGGUCCCUUCUGCAACUACUGAAACAAAUUAGCUACAUUGAGCAUAGUUCAAUUGAUAAUUUUGCCAAUGCAUAUAUAGUUUUAUGAUUAAAAUUGCUGUGGUUGGUUGCAUUACAUGACACACAAAACUGUCCUCUACCUCACGUGAAAUAAAUAUUUUAUAU